UAGCUGAUAAGUUGUGUCGGGGUGGAAAUGGGCAGGGAACGGGAGCUUGCUUGUACGCUUUCGUGCUGUGAAGUGUUGGUUUCUUAAAGGGGGCCAUCUCGACUGUUCUUCUUCAUUCACCAAGCUCUAUUUGUGAUUCUUGUCUGUGAAAACGGAACACGUAAUUGUUUUUAAUGUGCCGCGAAUAUCAGCGAUCAAAGCUCAUUUACAUGGUGAUUGUAAAGCGUUAAAAGAUGUUGGGAGACGAUCCACCGUACCUGUCAGUAGGUACGGAGGUUAGUGCUAAAUACAAAGGUGCUUUCUGCGAAGCUAAGAUUCGGAAGGUAGUAAGAUCUGUGAAAUGUCGAGUAACUUACAAACAAGGAUUAGGAACUGCUACAGUUACCGAUGAUCAGAUAAGAGGGACUUUAAGAGUCGGUGCAUCAGUAGAGGCAAGACAUAGCGAUAAGAAGGAUUUUGUGGAAGCUACCAUUACCAAAAUACAAGAUUGCAGUCAAUAUACUGUAGUUUUUGAUGAUGGAGACAUUACUACUUUAAGAAGAACUGCUCUUUGUUUAAAGAGUGGAAGACAUUUUGCAGAAAGCGAAACAUUGGACCAACUUCCUUUAACGCAUCCCGAACAUUUUGGAAAUCCUGUUAUCGGAGGAAGAAGAGGAAGACGGUCAAGGCAAGCUCAAGAUGAAAGUAGCGAUGAUGAGGAUAGCCCUCCUAGAGGAAAUCGUGAUUUUGCAUCUAAUAUGGGAGGAAAAGAAGGCAUUGAAACAGAGCCUGAAAUUGGACGAGUUGUUUGUGUUGAAUUGGGAGACAAAAAGAAAAAAGAUAACUGGUUUCCUGGAUUAGUAGUAGCUCCUACUGCUCAAGAUACUGUACGAAUCAGAGUAAGAGAUGAUUACUUGGUGCGUUCAUUUAAGGAUGCAAGAUAUUACACAGUACCGAAAAAGGAAGCAACUGAAUUUACUAAGGAAUUGGUGAAUAAAGUUGAAAACAGUACAUUAAAAGUUGCAGUUGAAAAAGCAUUGCUAUUUUUAGAAAAAAAUGAAUUACCUCCACAUUGGGAUAGAGAUUCACUAUUUGGAAAUUCUGUUUCUAGUGGUAAUAGUGAUUCUGAUAGAGAAUUAGAUUCCGAUAGUUCAGAUGACGAGCCGCGCGAGGAAAAAGAUCACUUUGUAGCCCAAUUAUAUAAAUUUAUGGACGAUAGAGGAACACCAAUAAAUAAUUGUCCUAUGAUUGGUUCCGAAGAUAUAGAUUUGUAUAGAUUAUUUCGAGCAGUUUACAAAUUAGGUGGUUACAAUCGUGUUACGAAUCAAAAUCAAUGGAAAUCUAUAACACGUCGAUUAAGUUUUUCAAUGCAAAACUCACCAUCUACGCACAAUUUGGUGAAACAAGCAUAUAAAAAAUUUUUACAUUCUUUUGAAGAUUUUUAUAGAAAAUUGGGUUGUACAAUGGUGAACCAUCCAAGAGGUAGUACACGGAAACAACGUCCCGGCAGAAGUUUGAUUAGAGAUAAGGACAGAAAUACGCCUAUUCCACCACCUGCUGCUCCAGUAUCAAAGAACGAAAAAGAGGAAGAUGAGAAAAAGUCACAAGAAGAUGAGAAAAAAGAUAAAAAGGAAACGAAAAAAGAACAGUUAAAAGAGGAUGAAUCAAAAUUAAAGAAGAAAGAUGAUGUAGAUGAAGUUGGAAGUGGUCAAGAAAGUGAUAUAAAUGUUGAUGCAGAUCCAGAAACAUCUAGUAGCGAGAAGUCACCGAAAAUUUCUCCUCAAAUUGCAUCAGUGCCAAGUAGAGCAAAGUUAAAGAGUAAAGAGGAUAAUAUGAAAAAGAAAGUUGUAGAAAAGAAAAAAAGUGAAACUAAAAAACAAGAGAAAAAAGAUGAGAAAGUGAAAGAAGAAGAAGCAACAAAAACAAGAUCUAAAUCUAAGGACGAUACAGUGAAAAAUAAAGCUUCUUCUGAAGCAAGGGAGACACGAACACCAUCCAGGGAAUCCGAGAGAAGAGCUUUAACAAAACAAAGACGUUUAACGGAUGAGGAAUUAAAACGACGUGGUAGAAAACGUAAAGAAUAUGAAGCUGAAAAAUCGAAAACCGAUGAACAACCUGGGGAGUCCGCCGCACCCUGUUAUAAAGGUCCAGUAGAAUUAGGUGAUAGGUUGAAAGUUUAUUAUGGACCAACGCAUGAAUCUAAAGUUACAUAUGAAGCGAAAAUCAUUGAUAUGGAAAAAGAUGGUAAUGAACCAAUGUAUCUUGUACAUUAUACUGGCUGGAAUACAAGAUAUGAUGAAUGGAUAAAACCAUCGAGAAUUGCUCAAAAUUUUACUCAGGCUCAGGGUAGAAUAAAACGUAAUAAAGCCACGUCCCGUCCUCAAACGCCUAGUACAAAUAGUUCUGGUAAUGUCAAUAAAUCUUCGAAAAGUAAUGGUAAUGCAGCCUCAAAUGCUGUUUCAAAUGCUGCUUCUAAUGUUGCUUCAACAAAUGCUGCUUCAACAAAUGCUGUUUCAACAAAUGCAUCUCAAAAUCGCCGUAGAGCACAAAGUGUCGUUCCUGUUACCAAUACUACAUCCACGUCGUCUAAAGAAAUUAAAAAAGAAGAAAAAGAUAAGGAUAAAGAAACAACACAACCCAUUAGGUCUACCACACCAUUAUCUGUAACAAGUAGCAGUUCUAGAACUAAGAGUCCUGCAACGCCAGCUAAUAACAGGCAAACUAGAACAAACAAAAAUAUGGAUUUUCCUGGAAUUGAACCACGUAGACGUACUAGAAGAACAUCAGGUCAUACGGACAUAUCAAUUCCAUCAGAAACUGAUGAAGACAGCGAAGCAUACGAGUCUGACACAACUGAACCAGAUCAAACAAAAACAAGGUCCAAAGGUACAGAUGAAAGAAAACGAAGAGAUGUUAGAAAUCGAGAUGACAGAAUCAAAGCUGAGGAUAUUAGCGAAGGGGAGGACGAUAAAGAUAAUAUAGAAGAACCUCGUAGAGGUCGUAGAUUGAGAAGAACACUUGCUAAAGUACAAGGUGUCAAAUCUGAACCUGAUAGCGAUGAAGAGCAACCAAAGGGUAGAGAUUUUGAUCUUAAUCAAAUAAGGUCUGAAUUAAAAGGAUUUGAUAAAGCAGUUAAAUUAGAAUUAGUUAGAGUUGAGCCCAAUUCUGAGGAUGGUAUUAAAACGGAAGAAAAGGAAAAUCUUUCUACUUUAAUUUCUCCGAAAAUAGACAAAAAUGUAGAAGUAUUAAAAACAGAAAACAUUCCAAAUCCAAAGCCUAUAGAUAGCAAUGAAGAUAUCUAUGAAUUUAAAGAACCGGAACCUUUUGAAUUUGAAGUAAGAAAUAAAAGAGAUACAAACGCGGAAAAGGACAAAAUAAAGAAAAGAAUGUUCGAAGAGGAGCCUAAAAGUCCUAAGAAAAAACAAAAACCAGUUACAAGCCCAAUAACCAAAGAUACGAAAUCUGAUUCAGACAAUGAUUCUCGUAAUAAGAAAAGCAGAAAGUUAUUUAGUAAUAAGCGAGCUGACGAUUCUAAUGAUACGACAAUAAUACCCCUUAACAAACCAUUACAAGCAGCAACGCCGCCGCAAUCUUUGACGUGCGAAGAGGCAUUUGAUAAACUUUGCGUACCUCCGUCGUCAUUUAGUCAUAGUAAGUCAUCAACAAAUUUAGAAGAAACUGGAAAAGUAGUUAACAGUAUAGAUCUUCUGUUUAGUGAUUUACCAGGCGACGAUGAUGUUACUCACGAUGAUUCCGAGGAUCGUUUAAUAAUAUCAGAAACUGAAGUUUCCGAAACGGAACAAGAAAAUUUAUUUACUUAUCAUCAAGAAAUGUUUACUACAACUUCUGAUUUAACUGACACUAUUGAUUUGGAAAAGGGAACAACUAAUACUCAAGCUGACCCCCCAAUAAGGGAAGAUUUAACAUUAUCGGUUAUUGUUAAUAAACCAGGAGGAGCUUUGGAGCAAAAGCAAAAUGUUAAGUCAUCGCCUGUAUCCAGACUAUCUCCAGAAUUAAGAACACUUGAUGCAAAACUUAUAAAUAUUCAGCCAAUUUUGUCACCAGUUGUGGUAACACCCGCUCCCAUAAGCACGAGACUUCCUGCUACGUCUACGAUAGAAGAAAAAUUAUCAGCUGCAGCGAUGGCUUUUAGAAAUAAAACUAAAGAUACCCCAAAAGAAGAUGAAGUUUCUGAUACUAUAAGAAAAAUUAAUAAAGAAGUUACCAAAAAAAUAGAUACUAGUGUCGUCUUGCAUAAGAAUAAGGAAGAUCAGAUUAUUUCGAAACAUGAAAUUGAUAAUAGAAAUCGAGAAGAAGAAGAUAUUACAAUGAAAGAGGAAGAGCAAAGAAGAGACAUUAUGUGUGUAGUUAUUAAGCAAAAGGAAGAAGAACUUCAGCAAUUAAAAUUAAAGAAGGAAUCUGAAUUAAAAAAAUUUACAGAAAUCAAAAUUGUUACAGAACAAAGAAAAACUCAAGAUAGUAAAGACGACGAUGAUUGGAAAAAUGAAGAUAAUAUAGGAUGUAGUAUAAUAGAGGAAGACAUUAAGGAACAAGAUUCGAAAGAGAGGGAAAAGGAUAAACGAAAAAAAGUUGUUAACCAAGAAAUCGUGGAUUCAACCGAUAGUAGUGAUUCUGAACAGAGGCUAGUUAUUGAUAACGAAGAGCCUCAAGAUAUAAAAGAUCCUAUAUCUAACUUUGAUACUAAAUUGAGAGCAGAGCUAGAUAAAUUUCAAGAUAGCCAGGAACACUAUCCUAAAACGCAAACACCUAAACCUGUACUAAAUUUAAAUCCUCAACAACAGCAGCAGCAGCAGCAGCAGCAGGAAUGUAUAACUGAUUUUAAAUCAGAAUCAAUAUCGGGAAUUAUUAAUAUUAAGACAGACGAAGAGGGGGAAACAAUUAAUUCUUUACUUUGCGAGGAAGAGAUUCCAGGCUCGCCAGCUCCCCCUGUUGAAAUUAUAGAAAAGGACAAUGCAGGACCCUCGUAUUCACCGCCACAAGCUGAGAUUAACGAAACUAAUAUUGUCUUAAUGGAAAUGCCUUUUGCAAGUGCUCCAACUUCGGGUGAAAGCACAACAAGUAACACUGUUGCUACUCUUAGUAUGGCAUUGCCAAAACCUGUUGAAACAUCUAUUCCAUCUGCAUUGCCAAUACAGCAAAAUUCUACGCUUGGGUUACGACAACAAGUACAACAUCAACACUUACCAGCCCUUAUGCCUGCACAAAGACGGGAAAGUAAUGAUGCAGCACCGGUAAUGGAUAAUACUCCUCCUACAACACCAGACUCAAGUAUUUCUAACAUUUCUGGAUCUCCUCGUGAGGAAAGAAUUGACGGAUCUUCACCAAUUUCGGAAGAUAAUAUGAAAUUAAAUAGGGAUAGUUCUGAAGCAGAUAAUGAUAGUGGUGGCAAGGGACAAGGAUUUAUUGAAGAUGAUAUAUUAACUAAUUCAGAACGAAAUUCAGGAGAUAGAGCAUUAAAAGCUCCAGCUAAACGAUCAGUAGAAGAAACUCAAAGUCCGAAAAAACGAAAGAGAAAUAGAAAACAUUCGGAAUGUGGAGGAAAUAUUCCUAAAAAAACUGGUAGGCCAAGUGGUCGACAUACCAGAAAUGGCGCUGGCAGUGAUAGCGAUGAUACAAGCGAAGGGUCUAAUUUAUGUUUAGUAAAUCCAACAUCUACAAAUCACACAAAUAUUAAUAGUGUAACAGAUCUCAACACUUAUUCAUCAAGACCACCUAGGCAGGUGAAAUACAACUUCUACGUGGAAUUCGGUCCAGAAUUAGAUGGAAGCCAAAGAAUAGCUGUAUUGCAACAAAAAUUAACAGAAUUACGUCAAACGUAUAAUUCCGUAAAGGUUGAACUUGCUGCUAUAGAAAGACGGAAAAAGAAAUUACGAAGAAGAGAUCGGGAAGCAACAAAAGCAGCUAAAGCGGAGAUGCAGCAAGCCUGUUCGUGAUGGGCGGGCUGUAUUUGAUAGCUAUCUGCAUAUCUCCACAUAUUAAAGUCUUUUACGUAUGCAUAUUAUGUAUACAUGUAUACAACGAUGCUUUCCCAAAAUUUAUCAAACGGUAUUAUUCGUAGUCAAAUUAUUUCAAUUAACUUAAACAUCACUAUGAUCAUUUUUUUGACUUUAAUGCUAUUACUAAUGUUAUAACUGUGUUUAUGAAUGAUAUGAUGUGUCAUAUAUAAAAUAUUCAAAUUUGAUGUACAAAUUUGCAU
Messenger RNA from Polistes dominula (European paper wasp), 6196 nucleotides. It is a transcript of the gene htk, whose product is annotated as AT-rich interaction domain hat-trick. The record is from RefSeq and is a predicted model, not a curated record. NCBI's taxonomy places the organism in Eukaryota, Metazoa, Arthropoda, Insecta, Hymenoptera, Vespidae. Gene Ontology annotation, biological process: regulation of transcription by RNA polymerase II. Gene Ontology annotation, cellular component: nucleus. Gene Ontology annotation, molecular function: transcription cis-regulatory region binding.